ACAUUACUAAAACACAAACACGCCCGAAGAAAGCUCCUCACUCCUUCCAGGGUCUUGCCGCGCAGGGUACUUCAGAGCAGAGAGCAGAGACUACGGGACAGGCAGCCCCCAGCGCCAGACACUGCACUCCCCAUGCAGCACCAGACAGGAUGAUUGUUGAGCGCUUUACUGAGGACUGGACUGAUCUGCAGGAUCAGGACCUGUCGAUGAUGAGCAGCCCCAUGAAUCUGGCGUAUUUCUAUGCGGGAUCCCCUGUUUCGGAUUCUUGUGGAUCCUCCCCGAUCCACUACUAUUCCUCCUCCGCUCCUAGUUCCCCAGGCUCGGACACUGAGGUGCCAGGGAGUCUGAAUGCAUCCUGGCCUCACACUAAGAAAGCUGGGCAUCUUGUAGGGGGCCGUCAACAUAAAGGAACAUUCCAAGGUGUUCGCGUAAAGAAUUCUGUGAGAGAACUCCUUAUGCAGCUAAGAAGUAAAACCGGCCAAGAAAGAACAGAUGAUAUACAAAAACUGCAAAAUGGAAUGAGCUGUGAACAGUACACAGAAUUGAAAACCAUCUUGAGCAAAAAACGGACUUAUGAUUUUCCUCUAGAUGGACCAGUUACAAAAAAGAAGUGCUCUUUUCAACCUAGCUUAUUCUUGACGCCUCCAAGUACACCAAAAUCAAAUGAAAAUAUGGAUGAUGUAACCAAAAGUGAUACAGAUUUGCUUCAGAGUCUGAUAAAUAUAAAGAAUGAGUCCAAACCAGUCUCUUUAAAUACUGUGCAAGUUAGCUGGCUGGAAAAUGUGCCACAAUUCGACAGUACUCAAGAAACCCUAUAUCAAGAUGUUACUGAGUCACAUUCUUUUCCCUUGUCUCAGGCAUUCCAAGCCUGCUCCCCACCUCAAAUAAGUGAGCCAUGUCUGUUUCCUCUGCAAAAUCCUGAUGUUCCUCUCCAAUUCACUAAUUCUGAGUACAAUUUCCAAGAUAGCACUGCAGUAGUCGAUGCAAACCAAAGUUAUGUACGUUUUCCAAAUGAAGAAUUUUCAGACUUCCAAAUUCAAAGCUUGAUGUCUCUACUUGUGGGUCCAGAGCUUUCACCAGAAGUGAUACCUUCAGUGAAAUCGAGUCUACCAGCUCAGAAUUACUGCCCUACCCAUGUGCCCCCACAGAUGUUUAUUCCAGAUAGAAAUAAUUCAAAUUCUUUUCAGAUGGGCAAAACAUUCUUCCAGUGGCAGAUUGAACAAGAAGAUAAGAAAAUGGCCAAUGUUACCCAGGAGCAGCUUCUUUUUAAAGAUCCUGAUGGUGACACGUACCUUCACAUUUGUGUUGCACACGGAAGAAGAGCACUCUGUUAUGUCAUUGCACAGAAGAUGGCUGCCCUUAAUAUGCUGGAUAUAAAAGAGCGAAAUAACCAGAGUGCAUUGCAAGUUGCCGUGGCUGCCAACCAGCAUCUAAUUGUUCAAGACUUAAUUAACCUUGGAGCCCAGGUGAACACUAUAGAUUACUGGGGAAGAACACCUCUGCAUGUCUGUGCUGAAAAGGGCUACCCCCAUGUUUUACAGGCAAUUCAGAAAGGUGCUUCUGAGAGCAACCAGCAUUUAGAUGUGGAGGAAAAAAAUUAUGAAGGUCUGACAGCUCUGCACUGUGCAGUGAUUGCCCACAAUGCAGUAGUGCAGCAGUUACAGAAAAAUAUGCAGGAUCGUACCCCUGAGACAGAGGAACUGUUACUAAAGAACAAGGCAAUGGUUGACACAGUUAAGAUGCUUCUUCAGAUGGGUGCUUCUGUUGAAGCCAAGGAUACUAAAAGUGGACGCACUGCUCUACACCUGGCUGCAGAAGAAGCAAAUCUUGAAUUGCUUGGUCUUUUUCUGGAGUUGCCAAGAACACUGGCUUUCAUAAACGAAAAGGCUUACAAUGGCAACACUGCUCUCCAUGUCGCAGCCAGUUUGCAGUAUCGAAAAACCCACCUUGGAGCUGUUCGGCUUUUAAUGAGGAAGGGUGCAGAUCCUAGUGCUAGAAACCUGGAGAAUGAGCAGCCCGUUCACUUGGUUCCAGAUGGACCAGUGGGGGAAGAGAUAAGGAGGGUUCUCAAAGGAAAAUCAGCCCAGCACCGAGCAUCCCUUUACUAGCCUCUACUGGAGUUUGUCGGCACCCACUGCUAGUUAAGCAGUCUUUUAUCUGUAAAGAGAUUUGUCUAGUGGCAAAUGUAUGUUGGUUUCUAUGAAACUGAAAAAGUUAAAGCUAUUAUAUAGUUACUUAUACACACCAGAGACUUUGGAAUGUCCUUUAACUCAGUGUGUUUCAUUAGUUGGAAUCUUUCCUUUACUUACAUUAUCUCUUAUCAUUAUCUCAUCAUUGCAUUAUCUCUUUCAUUAGUUGGAAUCUUUCCUUUACUUUAUCUCAUUGUACAACUACAGAUUUCGCUUUUGUAUAUUCAAAACCCAAUCUAUUUUGUUAAAAACUCAAUUGUUCUAUAAUAAAGAGAGCCUACAUUUUGUAACCUGUUUAAAUGCAAUGUAAAUGUAAAUAUUAUGAAUUUAGAAUUGUAAGUGUGCUUUUAGUUUUUAAAAUAUAUCUGCAAUGUACAAGGAUAAAUGUUCAGUACCUGCUACAAUUUAAAAAUACAGUAUAUCAAUAUUUAAGAGGUUGGGGGAGUUGUUAGGUGAAUCCAUUAUUACGUAGAAUGUAGUACUUGUAACAUGACAUUGGUAUUUAAUUAUUUUGUUCAUAUUUGUGUCUCACAGUUAAUAUUGUGAUGCAAAUGUUCUUAUCCCUGAAUAUCUUAGUCUGUAAAAAACAAAAGGAUUUCAGUUAUCUUUAAUGGCUAUAUAUGUAAUGUAUAUAUAUAUUUUUUGCUUCAGUAUAAGAAACAAAUCUUAAGUUUCAUGUAGUAUGUCUUGUAGACAGAAUAUUUAUUUAAGUAUUUGAAAUUUUGCAAUAAUUGUGUAUGUCGAAAUAAGCAGAAUUGCAAUAAAGAUUAUUGAUUAAUAACCUA
Molecule: messenger RNA, 2974 nt
Organism: Xenopus tropicalis (tropical clawed frog)
Lineage: Eukaryota; Metazoa; Chordata; Amphibia; Anura; Pipidae
Source: RefSeq, a predicted model, not a curated record